Spirodela intermedia is the source of this 1180-nucleotide messenger RNA. The record is from the annotation of a GenBank genome assembly. NCBI's taxonomy places the organism in Eukaryota, Viridiplantae, Streptophyta, Magnoliopsida, Alismatales, Araceae.
AUGGCCUCUCCUCCAACCAUCGCUCUUGCUCUCGUUCUCUUCCUCUCCAUCGUUCACUUUCCUUCCGUGAGAGGUAAUAGAAUCUCUCCCUCCCGCCCUCUCUCUCUCUCUCUACAUACCUUCCUUUAUGACGUAUGUAUUAUUGAGGGGUGACGGGCGUGUUUUGGUUUCGUCGUCGCAGGGUCGCCGGUAGAGUGCGAGGAGCUGCCGCAGGAUCUCUGCGCAUUCUCUGUGUCGACACAGUCGAAGAGGUGCGUGCUGGAGAGUGCACCACGGGCAGAUGGGACGACGGAGUACCAGUGCCGUACGUCGGAGGUGAGGGUGGAGAAGCUGGCGGACUGGAUCGAGACCGAUGAGUGCGUGAGGACCUGCGGCGUUGAACGCGAAUCUGUGGGCAUCUCCUCCGACUCCCUCCUUGACCAGGAGUUCACCGCCAAGCUCUGCUCCCCCGCGUGCUACCAGAACUGCCCCAACAUUGUCGACCUCUACUUCAACCUCGCCGCCGCCGAAGGUAAGAACAGGGUGGACAAUCGAGUUCCAACGACAUUAUGCUGAUAGCCGAUCUGAUGGCCCACAGUAAACGAUACCUUCCGUCUCGGCAUGCACGUUGUAGAACGUGACGUGCAUGGAAUGGGCUACGAGGAUCUUGCGAAAACGUGUGAUAUACCCUACCCCCAACCAUCUUUAUCUCCCGCGAAUGAACUUCCAGCUGGGGGACGAUUGAGUCUUGUGGGGAGAAGGGUAGGUGGUAAAGAACGGGUUGGGAUAGGAGAUCUUUCCACCUUUCUUGAGGAAGAAGACGGCUCCUCGUGGAGCUUUCUCUCUUCUUGUGGUUCACUCUCCUUAGCGCAGGGUGAUGGAAUAGCUUCCCCCCGUUGACUCGGAAGGGGCCGCUGGUGGGGCCUCAUAAGCGCGUUCGUCGCGACCGCGUGCUCUGGAGAUCCUCUUUCUGACCACGGCUUCUGCUUUUGAAUGUGCAGGUGCGUUCCUACCGGAUCUCUGUGCAGCACGGCGGUCAAACCCCCGCCGGUCCAUGAGAGGAGUCGCGCUCGCCCCAGGCUCCGGGCCACUGGAUUCCAUCGCGUUUGAGGACGCCCCCGGGCCCUUGGGCCCCGAGCCCACCCCCGGUCCUACCGCCCCAGCUCCCGCCGUCGAAACCAUUCCUCCGGUUGCCGUCUAA